CUGUAGGUCUGCAACUGUCGUGUGGAUCAUUCGCGCAUUUCUAUUUUAGGAGAUACACGCGAAUAAUCCUUUAUAAAAACCAAACUGGAAUAAUCCGAAAAAAAAUGUUAAAUUUUGUCGUCACCGGGGCGAGGAGGGUUUUGUGGCUCCGAUAAAUAAUCGGCACCCCCCGAUGUCAACAAGAGGUCGGCACUAAAAUGGAUGGCAUGGAUUUGAAAGCAGCCACGUCGACGAUGGACGCUUUGGUUCGCAUCAGCUCCAACAUGAAGAGCCUGGAACAGGAGUUGCACUGCCCCGUCUGCAAGGACAUCGUCAAGCAGCCCGUGGUCCUGCCUUGCCUUCACAGCGUGUGCCUCCUGUGUGCCUGCGAGGUGCUGGUGGCCAGCGGCUACCCGCCGCCGGAGCUUCCCGCCGAGCCCAACUCACCCGCCUCCACGCCCAACACGCGCUCCCCGCGGCAGCUCCGCAGGCCCACGCCAAAAGCCGAGCAGCGGCCCAUCGACCGGGUACUGCGGGCAGGUCCCCACUCGCCGUCACCAUCCAUGCCCCGCUCUCCGGGAUACCUGGGGCGCCGCCGCAAAGAGGGCCUGCCGCCCCUGAUUAUGAUGUUCCCCUGCGUCCCCUGUGGACGGGACGUGGAGCUCGGGGAGAAAGGCCUCACUGACUGCCUGCGUAACCUCACCUUGGAGCGCAUAGUAGAGAGGUACCGACACACGGUGAGCCUGGGCAUCGUGGCCGUCAUGUGUCAGUUCUGCAAGCCCCCGCACGCCCUGGAGGCCACCAAGGGCUGCGCCGACUGCCGGGCCAACUUCUGUAACGAGUGCUUCAAACUCUACCACCCGUGGGGGACGCCGCGGGCGCAGCACGAGCACAUCCUGCCCACGCUCAACUUUAGACCAAAGGUGCUGACGUGCACGGAGCACGACCAGGAGAAGCUACAGUUCUACUGUCGGACUUGUCAGCGGCUGCUCUGUCCGCUCUGCAAGCUGCGACGUGUGCACACGGGACACAAGAUCCUACCUGUGGCCCAGGCAUACCAAGCUCUAAAGGAGAAGAUUACAAAAGAGAUGAACUACAUUCUGUCCAACCAGGACACGGUUCUGUCUCAGAUUACCCAGCUGGAGAGCGCCAUCACUCAGACGGAGGUGAACAGCGUGUCCGCCAGAGAGCAGCUGGCUCAGAGCAUCAGGGACCUGACGGCGGCUCUGGCCGAGCGCCACGCCUCGCUCACCCAGGCCCUGGAGGCGGCGCGCCAGAAGCGAGGCGAGGCGCUGGGCUCUCAAGUGGCCGAGCGCCGCAGCUUGCUGGAGCACGCCGGGCUGGUGGCCUUCACGCAAGAGCUGCUGAAGGAAACAGACCAGCCCUGUUUUGUGCAGGCUGCACGCCAGACGCAUAACAGGUUCAGCCAGGCUAUAGAAAACCUGCAGCACUUUGUUCUGGCCGCAGAUCCGUCUUUCAGGCACUUCCAGCUGGACGUCUCCAAAGAGCUCAAAUUGCUCACAGAACUGAAUUUUACACGAGCUCCUCAGGCCCCAGUCCUUGACACCCAGCAUUCCUUGGCCUACGACCAGCUCUACCUGAGUUGGCGCCUCCCGCCUUCCUCCGCACCCGCCUGGCACUUCUCUGUGGAGUAUCGCCGCCGGGGGGUGGUACCCGGCAGCGCGUCCAGGGGUGGCAACAGAGGGGGGCUGGUGGCCGCCGCUCGCUGGGGCUGGCAGCGGCUGGACGAGGUGAGCGGCACGAGCGCCGUCAUCGACCGGCUGGAGAUGGACAGCGUGUACGUGCUGCGGGUGAGGGGCUGCAACAAGGCGGGCUACGGCGAGUACAGUGAGGAGGUGUACCUGCACACCCCUCCAGCACCAGUGCUCAACUUCUACCUAGACUCCCGCUGGGGUCUCCACGCCGACCGCCUGGUGGUAAGCAAGGAGCAACGAGCGGCCCGCAGCGUCCCCGGUCUCUCCCUGUUGCAGGCGGCCGACCACGCGCUCACUACCUGUCACAUGACCGCCGACCUCUUGGUGGGAGACGUGGCCAUCACGCAGGGUAGACACUACUGGGCGUGCUCAGUGGAGCCCGGGUCCUACCUAGUGAAGGUUGGUGUUGGUUUGGAGUCCAAACUACAAGAGUGGUUUCAUCUACCAGAGGACAUGGCGAGUCCCCGCUACGACCCAGACAGCGGCCAUGACAGCGGUGCAGAAGACGGCGUGGACUCUGCCCCGCCCUUCUGCUUCCUCACCAUGGGCAUGGGUAAGAUCUACCUGCCCCAGCACACCAACCACCACCACCACAACAACGGCCAUCGCUCCGACCCCAACGGCAACGCCCCGUCCGCCCCGGCGGGCCUCACCUACCCGCUGCCGCCCCGGCUCGGCGUGUGCCUGGACUUUGAGAAGGGCCGCGUCACCUUCUACGACGCCCACUCCCUGCGCCCCCUGUGGGAGGGCCACGUGGACUGCUCGGGCCCCGUGUGCCCCGCGUUUUGUUUCAUCGGCGGCGGGGCGCUGCAGCUCCAGGAGCUGGUGGCCAACCGCAGUGCGGAUCAGACGCCCGUGAGGAGGGUGACCAUCCAACCGCGCCUCGUCUCCAAUUUGAACAACAACUGAUUUGGAAUGUUAACAAUUUCUAGCAACAAAUAUGCAAUGUAAUUAAGUUUCUAUUUGCAAGAAGCGCCGCUUUAGUAGUGUUAGCUGUGCCCGACACUAUCUUUGAUGCUUGCACUUGUCGCCUGGCUGUCUUAUUUAUUUAUUUAUUUACUUAUUUACAAACCCCGUUUUCAUAUGAGUUGGGAAAUUGUGUUAGAUGUAAAUAUAAACGGAAUACAGUGAUUUGCAAAUAAUUUUCAACCCAUAUUCAGUUGAAUAUGCUACAAAGACAACAUAUUUGAUGUUCCAACUGACAAAUGUUUUUUUUUUUUUCAAAUAAUCAUUAACUUUAGAAUUUGAUGCCAGCAACACGUGACGAAUAAGUUGGGAAAGGUGGCAAUAAAUACUGAUAAAGUUGAGGAAUGCUCAUCAAACACUUAUUUGGAACAUCCCACAGGUGCGCAGGCUAAUUGGGAACAGGUGGGUGCCAUGAUUGGGUAUAAAAACAGCUUUCUAAAAAAUGCUCAGUCUUUCACAAGAAAGGAUGGGGUGAUCUCUAAUGGACAUCACCACAUGGGCUCAGGAACACUUCAGAAAACCACUGUCACUAAAUACUGUUCGUCGCUACAUCUGUAAGUGCAAGUUAAAGCUCUACUAUGCAUAGCGAAAGCCAUUUAUCAACAACAUCCAGAAACGUCGCCGGCUUCUCUGGGCCCGAGAUCAUCUAAGAUGGACUGAUGCAAAGUGGAAAAGUGUUCUGUGAUCUAAUGAGUCCACAUUUAGAAUUGUUUUUGGAAAUAUUCGACAUUGUGUCAUCCGGACCAGAGGGGAAGCAAACCAUCCAGACUGUUAUCGAUGCAAAGUUAAAAAGCAGGCAUCUGUGAUGGUAUGGGGGUGCAUUAGUGCCCAAGGCAUGGGUAACUUACACAUCUGUGAAGGCACCAUUAAUACUGAAAGCAACAUACAGGUUUUGGAACAACAUAUGCUGCCAUCUAAGCAACGUUUUUUUCAUGGACGCCCCUGCUUAUUUCAGCAAGACAAUGCCAAGCCACAUUCAGCACGUGUUACAACAGCGUGGCUUCGUAAAAAAAGAGUGCGGGUACUUUCCUGGCCCCCUAGACCUGUCUCCCUUCGAAAACGUGUGGCGCAUUAUGAAGCGUAAAAUACGACAGCGGAGACCCCGGACUGUUGAACGACUGAAGCUCUACAUAAAACAAGAAUGGGAAAGAAUUCCACUUUCAAAGCUUCAACAAUUAGUUUCCUCAGUUCCCAAACGUUUAUUGAGUGUUGUUAAAAGCAAAAGUGAUGUAACACAGUGGUGAACAUGCCCUUUCCCAACUACUUUGGCACGUGUUGCAGCCAUGAAAUACUAAAUUAAUUAUUAUUUGCAAAAAAACAUAAAGUUUAUGAGUUUGAACAUCAAAUAUCUUGUCUUUGUAGUGGAUUCAAUUGAAUAUGGGUUGAAAAGGAUUUGCAAAUCAUUGUAUUCCGUUUGUAUUUACAUCUAACACAAUUUCCCAACUCAUAUGGAAACGGCAAUGUCCGUAUCGUACCACUCUCUCCAUCCCAUGUCCUUAAAUGUUCAAUUUAUGUGCUUUGUUUAAAAACGUGAGUAAAAGUGCAUCUGUAACAAGCAAUCCUCCAAUCCUAUUGUUUAAAUGUGGUCUGUUAGGGGGAAGGAGAGGCAGUACACUGUAAUUAGAAGCUCCAAUUAUACCUCUGGAACGCAGCUAA
This is a messenger RNA of Nerophis ophidion (straightnose pipefish), 4316 nucleotides long. RefSeq names its product tripartite motif containing 46b (gene trim46b). The transcript is spliced from 12 exons. Lineage: Eukaryota; Metazoa; Chordata; Actinopteri; Syngnathiformes; Syngnathidae. Gene Ontology annotation, molecular function: zinc ion binding; protein binding. Bases 198 to 2603 code for a protein of 801 amino acids. The record is from RefSeq and is a predicted model, not a curated record.